AUGAAGUUUUGCACAACAUUAUUUGGGUCUUUGCUGAUUCUAAUACAAAUCGCUCAAGCUGCCAAAAAUAACGUGAAACAUGUUACAUCGAUAGAUCAAUUCUAUAAUAUUUGUAACAACGCAAAUGGAUCCUACACCAUGGUCAAAUACUACACGACGUGGUGUCAUCAUUGUAAGAGGCUAGGUCCCAUCUAUGAAGAAUUGAGUGAUUUAUACAAGAAUGUGGAAGGUGAUGAUAACGUUACAUUUUUGAAUGUGAAUUGUGAAAUAUUCGGUUCAACUCUAUGUGUUGAUUUACCAGGGUUCCCCAUUAUCAAUUUGAUUAAACCAUUGGAUAAGCCUCUCAAUAUUAAAGAGUUUGAUUGGAAUUCUCUAUCAUUUUUUGAAAGGAUAUGGAAGAGAAUUUAUGAUAAACUUUAUUUGAAAAACCCAUAUUGGCAAAUUGACCCUGAUAGAAUUGUUAAAUAUCAAGGCAGAAGAGAUGUUGAGCCAUUAGAUAACUUUAUCAAAACUGUUAAGGCUAAGGAUGAACUAUCGAAGAAAGUGAGUUCCAUUUUAAAUCCAAAUUAUCAUUGUUCAGAUGCCGAUCUGUUCUGCAAAGAGGGUAAAAUCUAUUUACUUGAAUUUUUAGAACAACUCGACCAUAGUAAACAGAAUGGGGAUAAAAGAGAUGCUAUCUUCAAGGAAAGAAUGAAGUUAGAAAACAUCAUUAGGAAUAAUGAAAAGAGUGUGGAUAAAGACACAUUACAGGUAAUCAAAUUGAAACUCGAACUAUUGAACACAUAUGAAGAUACUAUACAGGAUGUACAACAUGAUGAAUUAUGA
Molecule: messenger RNA, 825 nt
Organism: Naumovozyma dairenensis CBS 421
Lineage: Eukaryota; Fungi; Ascomycota; Saccharomycetes; Saccharomycetales; Saccharomycetaceae
Gene: MPD2
Product: protein disulfide isomerase MPD2
Exons: 1
Coding region: 1-825 (274 amino acids)
Biological process (GO): protein folding
Cellular component (GO): endoplasmic reticulum
Molecular function (GO): protein disulfide isomerase activity
Source: RefSeq, a predicted model, not a curated record